Molecule: messenger RNA, 3130 nt
Organism: Ruditapes philippinarum (Manila clam)
Lineage: Eukaryota; Metazoa; Mollusca; Bivalvia; Venerida; Veneridae
Product: alpha-glucosidase-like
Exons: 10
Coding region: 80-1975 (631 amino acids)
Biological process (GO): amino acid transport; carbohydrate metabolic process
Source: RefSeq, a predicted model, not a curated record
CCGGAAACGCCUUGUCGGAGGACUUAUUUUGCGAAGGACAGAGAGAAGGAGAAAGGAAAUUUUCAAAAAUAAUACAGAUAUGAGUAACGAAAACACUAAUCACCCUGAUGAAAAGCAGAGUUUGAAAGAGGAGUAUGAUGAUUCUGCAACAGCCGAUGAUCUUGAUGACUCGAAAGCAAAGUUUUUGAACGGUAAAAGUGGUUUGGACGACCAGUGUGUGAUCGAAGUCGGCUCCGAAGCUUCAUUCACUGGGUUGGGGAAAGAUGAGUUGAUGAAAUAUGCCAGUGAUCCAUUUUGGGUUCGUACUCGGAUGAUUUUAUUUGCCCUCUUCUGGAUAGGAUGGGUUGCUAUGCUUGUUGCUGCGAUUGUUAUAAUUGUUGUGGCACCGAAAUGUCCGAAAAGACCAGACCAAAAAUGGUACCAAACAGAUGUGGUGUAUCAGGUGAACGUAAAAUCAUUCAAGGACUCGUCAAAAGCAGGAACAGAUGGUGCAGGAGUUGGAGAUCUGUCAGGAGUAGCAAGUAAGGUGGAGUACCUACAGUCUAUUGGUGUGAAUGCAUUCUGGCUGAACUCUAUCUACAAAUCUGGUGACAAUUCAUACGACAACAAUGACGUGGUGGACCACAAGCAGGUUGAUGAAUCAUUCGGAACUAUGCAAGCAUUUGAUGACCUUAGGAAAGAUACAAAGAAAAAAGGAAUGAGACUUGUUCUGGACUUUAUCCCAAAUCAUACUGGUAAGAAACAUGAAUGGUUCACAAAGAGUGAAAUGAAGGAAGUUGGGUUUGAGAACUUCUAUAUAUGGGCUAAGGGCACGGGUUCAGACCCAUCUGUGAAUCCACCAAACAACUGGGUGACUGUCUAUAACACCCCUGCAUGGACAUACAGUACAGAUAGGAAGGAAUGGUACUAUCAUUCUUACUUGCCAGAAUAUCCAGACCUUAACUUGAGGGAUGAGAAUGUACUUGCCAAUCUUGAUGGAGUAUUGAGGUUCUGGUUGGACAAGGGAGUAGAUGGAUUUGCUGUUCAAGGAUUACAGAGACUGGUUGAGAACAAUGAGACUAGUACUGACGAGGGCACAGCGGGAGAACACACUGUAGAUCAACCAGAAAACCUAGGAUUGGUGGAAAGAUGGAGAGGAAUAAUCAACUCUUACUCUGACAAACCAGGAAGAGAAAGGGUGCUGAUUGCCAACAUUGAGGAGAAAGGAAACAACACGUUAGACUAUCACAAUGCUGGUAUACACAUUGUGAUUUCCGAUGUUCUCAUCGGUGUUGAUGACUCCUGUGACCAAGAGUGUAUGAAGGACAAAUUAAUGUCAACUACCGAGGGAUGGAGAGGAUGGCAGGUUGACAAUGAGAACAGUCCUCGCUUUGGAAGUGUUGUGAGUGAAGCUCUACAAAAAGCUUGGCAAGCAUUCCACCUUUUGAUGCCCGGCACACCAAUUGUUUACUAUGGUGACGAAAUUGCAAUGAAGAAUGGCGUUAUUACCAACAAUUCAGAUCCUGUAGCUAAAUUACCAGGACAGAUAUCAAGAGACCCUUACCGUACACCGAUGUUGUGGACCUCUGACUUAAAUGCUGGUUUCUGUGCAGCAGAUGUGAAACCAUGGCUACCAGUCAACACAGAUUACUCCUAUAGUAAUGUAGAGUUCAACCGAGCUCAUUUGGUUGGGUAUACUAUCCUAAAUUCGUUUGAAGAUCUGGUAAAGCUGCGGUCUAAGGAAUCAUUCCAGUUUGGUAAUAUUGAGAUCAAGAUUUACAAUGAUAUUCUGUACUUCACACGUAAAGCCGAAGGUUUCCCAGGCUACCUAGUGGCUGUUAACAGAGGAUCAAAGACAGCUGGAUUCAAGGACAUUGCAGAUAAACUUACCCUGGUCUAUGAUUCUUCAGGAACCAAUUCUGUUGGGACUGUAUUUGAUACCAAGUCUGCUCCAAUUGGCUUUAAUGAUGGAGGAGUCUAUGUUUUUGAAUAUUAAGAAGAAAAAAACACUGUCUUUACCUUACAAGAUGAAUUUGAGAUAAAUAAUUCAGUGAUAAUGUGGCCUACUCCAGUAUUUUGACCCAUAAUUCUUAAAGCUUAUGAAAUUACCAUACAUCAUAUAAAUGAUAAUCACUAAAUCAGUAGCUUAUUUAUUAUACAAUAAGUUGUUUAUAUCAGAGUAGCAAAGUUAACUUUUAACAUGUUAAGAUCUUUAAAAAAAUAGCUUUAGUUUAAACAUAUGCUGAUAAAACCUGAAGAAUGCUAUCCAAAUUAUGUUAUCUAUGAAGGUUGUUUACUAAAAGGUUUAUCAGAUUUUGGCAAAGGACCACAUGUUUGACAUUAAAAAAAGGUGUUUGUAUUGCUGCAUUAUUUAUCUGUUUUUGUUAGCUGUUGGAAACUUGACAAAGAAUGUGUCCUUGUUAAUAUAUUGACUCAUAUAUCAAAUUACUUGAUGGUAUGAUAGCAUCUUACAUUACAAUAACCAGUUUUAGGUCAACCUCAUUGUUUAAACCAAAUGUCUUUUUAGAUAAGUAUGCUUUACGAAAAAAAAAUAAAAAUAUAGAAUAAACUUGAACUUGUUUUGAAUGGUUAAGAUUUUAUUAGUUUAAAAGCACAUUAUGCCUUACAAUUCCAUUUUUAUUUGAUUCUUUAGAAAUGUCAAACAUGAGUUUAAUGUUUUAAUUACGGAUUUAGAGCAUGUUAGAUGUUUAACAGCUGAAGAUAGUAGAACGGAAUGUGCAGUUAUGUCCGUUAAGGUAGCAAAAUGUAAACUAAAGUAGUAUAUUGAUUUCCAUACUUAAUACUUAUUCAUUAUACAAAUUGCCUACAAAGCUAGAUAGUUUAUCUAUAUGGCAAAUGAGUAUUUUUUGGAAACUAACAAGAUACCAAAAAUAAAAAAAAUAAUAAAAAAUGAAAAGCAUUUUUGAGGCAUAAUGGGCCUUUAACAAGAACUUAAUAUAUGACAUGUAGUGUUUUAGGGACUGUUUCCAACAGUUAACAAACUGAAAAACUACUUCUUUUAUCUUUCUCUUUCAAAUUUAUACACAAAUUGUGCGGCAUUGGGUUCUAAUUUGGCUGUUUAAUUUUGAUUUAUUUCUGUUCCAUAAAAGAAAGAAAAGAACUCAAUAAAAACAAGAAUACUUAAAAACUG